AUGCUAGAGACUAUUGCAUCACCACUCACCAGUCGUUUCAAUUACCAAAGAAUUGAACUGAAACGCUGCCUUCCUGCUUUUUUAUCUUCUCACAAAACUCUCUUUACUCUCCUCUGGAUCGCCGCCUUCGCCUCCGUCUUUCUAUGGCAACGCAAUGCCGUUGGCGGUGGAUUUUCCGCUUUCUGGCGAGGACCCCUCCGCCCCAUGCCCAAAAUGCGUCCUGUUGCUUUCAAUUUGACGGAUUUUGGUGCCGUCGGUGAUGGUGUUACUGUAAAUACCGAGGCUUUUGAGAGGGCAAUUUCAGCAAUUUCUAAAUUGGGCAGAAGAGGUGGUGGCCAACUUAAUGUGCCUCCAGGAAGGUGGUUAACGGCACCUUUCAAUUUGACUAGUCAUAUGACUCUCUUUCUUGCUGAGGAUGCUGUUAUACUUGGAAUCCAGGAUGAGAAGUAUUGGCCUUUAAUGCCUCCAUUGCCUUCAUAUGGGUAUGGGAGAGAGCAUCCUGGACCUCGAUAUGGAAGUUUAAUCCAUGGUCAGAACCUCAGAGAUGUUGUUAUAACAGGACACAAUGGUACCAUAGAUGGACAGGGUCAAACAUGGUGGAAGAAGUAUCGCCAAAAGCUUCUCAACCACACUAGGGGGCCACUUGUGCAGAUAAUGUGGUCAAGUGACAUUGUGUUUAUGAACAUAACUCUGCGAGAUUCCCCAUUUUGGACACUUCAUCCAUACGACUGCAAGAAUGUAACAAUCAGGAAUGUUACAAUUCUGGCUCCCAUAUUUGAAGCCCCAAAUACUGAUGGAAUUGAUCCUGAUUCGUGUGAGGAUAUGGUAAUUGAAGACUGUUACAUAAGUGUGGGGGAUGAUGCGGUUGCAAUAAAGAGCGGCUGGGAUCAGUAUGGAAUUGCAUAUGGACGACCUUCAACGAAUAUUCUCAUCCGUAAUCUUGUAGUUCGCUCUAUGGUCAGUGCCGGCAUAUCAAUUGGCAGUGAGAUGUCAGGUGGGGUAUCAAAUGUCACUGUCGAGAACCUCCUUGUGUGGAGCUCAAGGCGUGCAGUUCGGAUCAAGACCGCCCCUGGAAGAGGUGGAUAUGUUCGCCAUAUAACAUACAGGAACCUGACAUUUGACAAUGUACGAGUUGGAAUUGUUAUUAAGACUGAUUACAAUGAACACCCAGAUGAAGGUUAUGAUCCAAAGGCUGUUCCAAUACUUGGGGACAUAAGCUUCACUGGAAUCCAUGGUCAAGGAGUUCGUGUACCUGUUCGCAUACAUGGGAGCGAAGAAAUUCCAGUUAGGAAUGUGACUUUCCAGGAUAUGUCAGUGGGGUUAACUUACAAGAAGAAGCACAUAUUCCAGUGUGCCUUUGUACAAGGUCGUGUAAUAGGGACCAUCUUCCCUGCCCCAUGUGAAAACCUUGACCGGUAUGAUGAGCAAGGAAAGCUGGUUAAGCACUCUGUCUCACAAAACUUGACAGACAUAGAUUAUGAUUUUUGA
Messenger RNA from Dovyalis caffra, 1488 nucleotides. The record is from the annotation of a GenBank genome assembly. Lineage: Eukaryota; Viridiplantae; Streptophyta; Magnoliopsida; Malpighiales; Salicaceae.